AUGUUUCCCUCUCUCUGUUCCUCUCUUUCAUGUCUCUCUCUCUCUGUUCCUCUCUUUCAUGUCUCUCUCUCUCUCUGUUCCUCUCUUUCAUGUCUCUCUCUCUCUCUGUUCCUCUCUUUCAUGUCUUCCUCUCUCUAUUCCUCUCUUUCAUGUCUUCCUCUCUCUAUUCCUCUCUUUCAUGUCUUCCUCUCUCUAUUCCUCUCUUUCAUGUCUUCCUCUCUCUUUCAUGUCUUCCUCUCUCUUUCAUGUCUUCCUCUCUCUUUCAUGUCUUCCUCUCUCUUUCAUGUCUUCCUCUCUCUUUCAUGUCUUCCUCUCUCUAUUCCUUUCUUUCAUGUCUUCCUCUCUCUAUUCCUUACUUUCAUGUCUUUCUUUGUCUCUAUUCCUCUCUUUCAUGUCUUUCCGCUCUCUAUUCCUCUUUCGCUCAUGUCUUUCUGCUUCUAUUCCUCUCUUUUUAAUGGAUUCCUCUCUCUUUCAUGUCUUUCUCUCUCUUUCAUGUCUUCCUCUCUCUUUCAUGUCUUCCUCUCUCUAUUCCUCUCUUUCAUGUCUUCCUCUCUCUAUUCCUCUCUUUCAUGUCUUCCUCUCUCUAUUCCUCUCUUUCAUGUCUUCCCUCUCUCUUUCAAAUCAAUCCCAAAAAUCAUGUCUUCCUCUCUCUUCCUCUCUCUAUUCCUCUCUUUCAUGUCUUCCUCUCUCUUUCAUGUCUUCCUCUCUCUAUUCCUCUCUUUCAUGUCUUCCUCUCUCUAUUCCUCUCUUUCAUGCCUUUCUUUUUUUCUCUCUUUCAUUUGUUUGUUUCUUGCAACAAUGAAUUUUAUUCAAUCAUUUACACAAAAUUUGACAUGCAGCAUUUGUGAACAAUUGCAGCCCCAUUUUCUCCUCAUCCUCUCUACAUGUUUCUCCCAUUGUCCUCCUCCUUUACACCCAAGCAGGAAUCAGAUAUAA
Messenger RNA from Acanthosepion pharaonis, 936 nucleotides. NCBI's taxonomy places the organism in Eukaryota, Metazoa, Mollusca, Cephalopoda, Sepiida, Sepiidae. The record is from the annotation of a GenBank genome assembly.